CCUGAGCCAGUAGUUCAUUUUUCACUGGCAGCAGAGCGGCCAUUUUGGAGAUUGUUUCAUCCACAAAAAAGUUAUGCACCGUAUCUAAAAAAAAACGUUGCGCCCGAAAUUAAACAUAAAAUCCGCUCGUGCAUAUUUGGAGCGUUGUGUGCAGUUCGAUCCGAUGUGAAGAUAAUGCUGGACCCGAGCAGACCUACAGUCCCGAUUCUAUAACGACUAAAAGUUAGUGACUAUCUUCCAACACGCACGCAUGUACGCCCGUGUGUGUGAGUAUGUGUUUGUGUGUGCAUGGAUACAUAUAUGUACAAGCGGAAAAUACGGGCAGAAAAUCCUAUUCCUAGCCCAGAAAAACAUUACCAAAAACAUAAAAAACCCUGCAAAUGUGAUUGACACGAAAUUGAUAAGUUAAAAUUACCAGCCAGCAGCAGUAGAAGUGUCCAAGCCAACCAUGGAUCCCAACUCCAGUCCCUGGUCGUACGCCUACAACCGCAUCGUGCCAGCCAGCGCCGGCAGCUCCGGCGGAACUGCGGAGGACUUCCAGCAUCCGCAUCUGGCCACCAUUACGGCAGCUAGCAUCGCCAGCUUCAAUGCGGCGGCCGCCAGUGGUGGCAGCUUUGUGCCUCCGUCGCCAAUUGGCAGCUACAACCCAGUAUUCCAGCAGAUAUACCACCAUGCGGCGGCGGCCAGUGUCCAGCCAAAACCCGCCCACUAUGCCUCCUCGGCGGUAAGCACGCCGCACCGCCAACUGCAGCUGCCCAGCUCGCUGGACAAACAACUCAGCUCGUUCCAGAAUCAGGCUGCCGUAUCGGCAGCUGCGGCUGCUGUGGUGAACAAUGUGGCCUCUAAUUAUUAUGGGGAGAACUCCUCGUCGAGUGGUGCCUCACCAUCGCCCACAACGGUGGCGCUGACGUCGACGUCGCUGAGCUGGAAUACGCCGAACAUGAUAUCGAACACCUUCCUCGCCAUGCAACAGCAGCAGGCGCAGCAGCAACAGCAACAGGCGCAGCAGCAACAGCAACAAGCCCAACAGCAACAGCAACAGGCGCAGCAGCAACAACUCAACUUGGUGGCCGACAAAGUGCAGAUUAAGCAGGAAAAGCAAUUAAAAGCCUACAACGACUCGAUUUACCUGAUCCAACUGCAACAACAGCAGCAGCAGCAACAGCAGGCGGCGGCGCAGCAGCACCAGCAACAGCUCCAGCAGCAACUGCAGCAGGAAAUCGUCGAAGCGGAGACGGAACCAGAAACUUACUAUACCAUCGAUGGCCGGAAGGUCAAGCUGUCGCGGAAGGAUGGCCAACAGUUUCGGGCAACAAUAGUCGAGCAGCAGGAUGGUAGUCCGGUGCCGCUGGCAGUGCCAGUUCCGGCUGGUUCCUAUCCGGCGCAAUAUGCCAGUCCAGCGCUAAGCUCCGCAGAUGGAUCGCCCAUCACGAAUUUACAUGCGGUUGACGUGGUUGGCACACCGCAGGCCCAGGUGAUCGUCUAUAAGACGGCGUCCCCGGUUCAAAGGCGGUCAGAAGCAGGCGCUGGAUCGUCUGCAACAUCCACGCCCACCACGGUGGCAUACUCAUCUGUGAUACAAAGCACCCUGCAGCAGCAACAACAGUCGAAUCUCUGUUGGACAAAGCUGGAGGAUGAUAGUGCGGGGCAAGAGGACAUCAAGAACGUAUUGCACCUGCAGGUGAAACAGGAGCAGCGCCAGCUGGACUUUGCCAAUGAGGCAUCCACAGUGGACGCUGGCGGUGGUGGCGAGAAUCUAGUUUUCAAUCUCCCGCCCGGUCUGGAAAUCAAGCAAACCUUCUAUCCCGCGGGCGUAGUCGAUGGGGAGCAACUGCAGCUGCAGGAGCAAUCCCAGUCCGCUGGGCGGCGCCAGCACGUGGUGGCCAACAUGAUCAUGUCGCCGGCAGCGGGCAACUUAGCGUCACAGAUUCAAGUAGUGCCAAAGGAGGAGGUAAAGCCGCCGCCUAAACCAGCGAAGACUCCGCGCAAGCGCCAACCGAAGAAAACGCUCAUCCCCAGCAGCAGCGACUAUGGCAAUGUGCGCAGUCCACAGGAGCCGCAGCAUCACCAGUUGCAGCAGCAACAGCAACAACAGCAGCAGCACAAUCAGCAACAACAGCAACAGAAUACGUACUACGACUUUAACAGCAAGUGGAAUACACCGCUCAAAACGGAAAAUAAUGCGGCAUCCGUAUCACCGGCGGCCACCAUCAACAUACCUACAUAUCCGCAACAGAGUCAACAGCAGCAACACCAGCAGCAGCAAGCGCAGCAACAACAGCAGCAACACUUGCCGCAGCCGGCCCACCUGCAGUCCUCGCAGGCCCAGUCGCACUUAACCCAGUUGGCGCAAUACUAUCCAGCCUUCCCCCAGCCCAUUGCCUCCCAGUACACGGCGUGCAUGCAGCAGCAGCAACAGCAGCAGCAACAACAACAGCAGCAGCAACAGCAGGCGGCCUACACGCAGCAACAACAUCAGCAGGCAUACACGCAGCAGCAGCAACAACAGGCGCAACAGCAGCGCCAGGAGAAGAACGAAGCCACCCAGCAGCAAGAGGAUGAGGCGAACGCCGCUGCAGCGGCGGCGGCAGCAGCAGCGGCAAGCAAUAAGGUUAUUGUGCCGAAUAUCGAGGAGGAACUGGACUUUUUGGCCGAUGCCACAAGUGCACCGAAGCAGGGCUACGCCAAUUCGUUGUCGAGCAAUGGACGCGGCACCAAUUCCUCCACGAAUAACACCAACUUUGGCAUACGUAAUCCAAACAAGACCCCGUCUCCGGAGCCAUCUAACUGCCAGCCCAAUACGCAUGCCGCUAACAACGGACAUGGUCAUUCAGCAGCCACGCCCGCGACGCCUUCAACCAGUGGAGCCAGUGCACCCACGGCGUACAGUCCUGCUGCUCCUAAGCCUGUGAGCGUGGGAACGCUGAUUGGGGAGAAGAAGACUCAAUUCAUGGAUAGUUAUUUGAAGUUUCUGCAGGGCGAACGAGACGACGAUCCGCCGCCAGUAGUGAAGCCAUCGCGGAAAUUAAACUACCCACGAGCUCCGUACAAGCGAAAAGGAAAAGGAUCUGGUAGUGGGGGCGACGAACCCACUACAUCGCAGGCCACCCAAUCGGCGGGGGAUGCCGGCCAGGCGGUCGAUGGACUCGCAGGACUUGUGGGUGAUGAUGGGCAUCGCAUCAAAAUACUCUCGCAGACGCAAAUACUUCCCAAAAAGCGUCCGCACGCCCAAAUGGUGGCUGCUGCAGCCGCGGCGGAAUCAGCACCUUCGUCGUCGGUGAUCCAGCAGCCAGGGGAUCAGACCUCCUUCCGGCCAUACGCCCAGCAGCAACAGCAGGCGCAACAGCAACAGCAGCAGCAAUCAAUGAGCGGACAACAUUUUGUGCAGCAGCAUUGUGCCCAACUGACAGCUGGAGCGGGUCAAGACCCCUUGAGUGUGCCGCCGCGACGGGAGCAAUGCUCCCGCAAGGCCAAGCAGAGCAGCAUGCACGCCAUGCUCAUGAAUUCCAGUGCUGUGGCCGGCGAUGGUGGAGUCGUUGGCGAACCGGAGGAGUUCACAGACUCGGACACGGAUCCCGUGUGGACUCCGCAGGAGGAAGACAGCGAUGAUGCUGGCAAGGGCUAUGGGAAGCGCAAGUUGGCACGCCGGUCGAAGGGCACUCCACGCAAGAACACCUACGACCAUAACUCAGAUCUGCAACAGCAACAACAGCAGCAGCAACAACAACACCACCAGCAACUGCAGCAAAUGCAGGUCAACCAGCAACACCAUCAGCAGCAACAGGUGCAACAACUUGCCGGUGGCGGCGAAUCUGGCUACAAUUCGCAACAGAAUAUGUCGGGAGUUGCCGAUGUGGGAUAUGCUAGUUCAUCAUCGGGCACAGCUGUUAACUCGGAGAACUUUAAAACGGGUGACUUUAUAGUUUUACGAUCGGAUCUUGUAAACGACUGGCCCACCAUUUGGCAGGUGGACUCUAAGUGCAUUUUGCAGAAGUACGAGCCCUUCCGCCAGAACGGAAAAACCUUCUAUCGUAAUAUGUCAAAGUACGCCUCUUGGAAUCUCGAAACGAAGAAACUCUACCUCAAAGCACCGGUGCGCAUUCAGCUCCAUUCCCACACCGAAACGAUUGUCGAGUUCAUGCGAUCUGAGUUGCUGGCCGACGACACCGAGCAGUUUAUUGAGAAGAUCAUGGAGGACUAUCUGUCCUAUAGGGACAACUUUGAGAUCUACAUUCAGACCAUGAUCUCGCAAGCCCUUGAUCCCAGCUUCUUCUCGGAAAUAACACGGGAAAAGGACGACUACUUCUUGGGCAGCGUUCGCGUGGUGGACAACAUCAUGGAAAACUGCAAGCGCAAGCUGCUGGCCAUAACUCCAUGGACUCGGAGUACAAUCUCCUCCAUUGAGACCUGGCCCAAGUGCCAUGUGUUCUCCGAAUGGGAACAAAACAAUCUUACCCAGAAGAAUUGCGCCGGUUGCCAUCAGCCAGGCAUCGCUGUGCGUUUCCUACUCUUCGGGGAACCCUAUAAUCCAAACACCAUGCAAACUAUGCCUGUGGAUCCUCGUAUAGCAUAUGAAAAGGACAUUGUCUUAUGUCGCAUCUGUGCCGCUCGUGCAGAUCUCUUCCACAAGAUUGCACAUGAAAAGUUUAAUCUGUUCAUUAACUGCUCCCAACGGGUGACGGAGCAGCAGCAACAGUUCCCAGGGAAGACAUCAACGGAGAUACUGAACGAUCUGCUGGCCGAGCACAAUUGGAUCGAUGAGCUCUUCCGUAACAUGCGCAACUGUUGGGCUGAGGUGGAGAGUCUAGAGCGGCAGAAGCGUUUCCGGGAGGUGAUGCAGUAAAAGCCAUUAUCAUCGGGAGCCAUUAUCAAGGAAGACUCCUGAUUGCGUAUCCAAGUGCUGGACAUUAGGACAUUAAACGCCAAGCCCACGUAUUGCUGCAAUAAACUCAAUGAGUUGUUAUUUUAUAAUAUACCAGAUGACACGCAAAAAUGCUUAGUUUUAGUGCAAGACACAUAUUGUACUAUGUAGGCCUUAAGAUUAAGAUAAAGUCUAUUCUUGGACUAUGCAUAGUGCAUGCCAUGUAAAUAGCUAUACAAAUAGCUAUAGCCGCGCAUUAUAUUAUAUAUAUAUAUAUAUAUAUGGAAUUUAAAGUACUAAAUAACAGAGUAGUACCACACUCAUUAGUUUGGAGAAAAAAUAAUAUUUCUAUUGCGUUGAAAUCGCUUAAAACAUUCUUUUUUCAAGAGUUCAAAUUUAGUUUUAUUUUAUAGGAUUUUUUAAGACGAUCAUGAUCCUUAGAAUCCCGCAAACAAUCAAAUUGUGUUUCGCUACCGCAUGUGGUCAGGGAACCGUAAUCAUCACUAAUCUUAAGGACUGUACAUAUUUAGUUUUAGCUUUAGUUACACAAAUCCAAUUGCAGACACUUUAGUUACCAUCCUUUGUUAUGCAGAUUUUAUUUUAAGUUACCAAUUUUUAGAAUCUUAGAGGUCCCUGAAUAAAUAUAAAAAAAAUCACA
Molecule: messenger RNA, 5519 nt
Organism: Drosophila eugracilis
Lineage: Eukaryota; Metazoa; Arthropoda; Insecta; Diptera; Drosophilidae
Product: probable serine/threonine-protein kinase yakA
Exons: 11
Coding region: 449-4843 (1464 amino acids)
Cellular component (GO): nucleus
Source: RefSeq, a predicted model, not a curated record